AUGAGCGGUUACGCACAUUCCAGCGCUGGUUCGCAUUACAACUACGAUACAUUCGGAGACUUUUGUUAUGAGACGUUGAACGGUACACAUCCAAUGUAUGGGUACUCGCAGAAUCAGCUGAACAGUCCCAUCGAUCACGAGCAAAGCCCUGUCGGUGUAGAACUUCGAACAGAAUUCCCGACAAUGGCCAACCGCGAAUGCUAUGCGCCAACGAUCCGGUUCAUCGCAACACCUCUCAGCUUCAAGUUUUUCAUCAGUACCUUCCAGCUAUCGGUCGUCAAAUAA
Alternaria arborescens is the source of this 285-nucleotide messenger RNA. RefSeq lists its product as hypothetical. The record is from RefSeq and is a predicted model, not a curated record. The coding region runs from base 1 to 285 and encodes 94 amino acids. Lineage: Eukaryota; Fungi; Ascomycota; Dothideomycetes; Pleosporales; Pleosporaceae. The transcript is spliced from 2 exons.